Molecule: messenger RNA, 480 nt
Organism: Rubroshorea leprosula
Lineage: Eukaryota; Viridiplantae; Streptophyta; Magnoliopsida; Malvales; Dipterocarpaceae
Source: the annotation of a GenBank genome assembly
CAACUACCGCUCCCUCUUCACGCCUCCAUAAUUUGGACUCUCCUCCACGGUAGUUGAAAUUCUCUCAGAUCUCCGCCGCCGUUCUUCGUUCCUCUGCUGCUAUGGCAGUGGCCGCCGCUUCUUCAGAGACGAUCGAUCCUCCAAGCGUAAUGGACCGCUCUCCUUCUCAAUCUCCGUCCGACGGAGCUGCCGAACCUUCCAACCUCUCUUGCUCCGCCGGCACUCCUGAUCGCAACGAGCCUUCAAAUUCUUCUCCAAACCCUAACAGAGAUGUUGAUGUUCAGGUUCUACUUGUAUCACUUAGUUUUAUCUUAUUUAUAUAUAUUUACGAAUCAUAGUUAUGUUUGUUUAUAUCUGGAUUAGGCUGGAACCAUUGUCUGGCAUUUGGAUAGCAAUAUAUAAUAUGGACAUGGCUUCCAGUUAGUUGUAUUUGCUCAUACACAAUUCUUGAUGAUUUCUUCAUAUGGAUCGUUGGCCAAA